Symbiodinium necroappetens is the source of this 523-nucleotide messenger RNA. The record is from the annotation of a GenBank genome assembly. NCBI's taxonomy places the organism in Eukaryota, Dinophyceae, Suessiales, Symbiodiniaceae.
GGAAGUGAGCAAGAUAUAUGAGCUCACCUCGGACUUGUGCGACGGACAGGCGGCACAGCUUGACGAUUUGGACAUGAAUUAUGUGGAACAGGUGCUGUCGAAGAACUCCAUGUUCUUCAUGGAGGUGUUCCUACACUUUGCAGAUGUGUCAAAUCCCCUCAAGCCCUUCAAGAUGUGCCAUGCCUGGGCAUGGCGCGUUCUGGAAGAGUUCUUCAACCAGGGCGACACUGAAAAGGAGCUUGGCUUGCCUGUAGGAAUGCUGAAUGAUAGGGACAAGAUAAAUCGUCCUGGCUCUCAACAUGGCUUCAUCAACUUCAUGGUCGCCCCAUUUGUCUUGAACACAGUGAAAGUGUUCCCUAGCCUCCAUUCAGUCUACACUCAAAUGGGGGAAAACCUCGAGCAAUGGCGACACAUGUGGGUUGCUGAAGUGAAGCCAAGCGAGGAGGAGAUCGCAAAGAAAGAUGCUGAUGUGCAGAAGAUCAAAGACACGGCUUUGGAGCUUCGAAAGAGGACAAUGCCAUAG